AUGGAGCGCUACGGCCCCGAUGAUUUUGGCGAUCACCCUUUGCAUUCACUCAUUGGAUCAUCUGGCACGUAUACCGGGCAAAAAGGUUUCUCGAGCCCUGUUCAUGUCGAGCUUGACAACGAAGAGCAAGAUACUGAGGAUCAAUGCUCAGAUAUUGGUGCUGCUCGACCCCGGCAUCAUCUCACCAUUCCGAUGCGAACCUUUCGGCACCACGACGUUGGUACAUCCGAGAGCUCUCGUAAUCUGUUGUCUGGCCUCAACUACAGCAUUGAUACACCUGAUACGGCGAACAGCGGCCUGCAUACGGCGGAGACUCAUAGUAUUUCGAACCCAAAAGUAAAGUCGACUUUCAUCCAAAGACUACCUUGGCUGGUUGUCCUAUCCUUCUUGGGUAGCUUGACGUGUACCGCUUUGUCCGUCUAUAUUCUGGUUGCAUCGGAUCAGAUGCCUCAGGACGCUUGGUCCGUUCAGCCAUCGGUCUAUCUCGCCGUGCUCGCUCCUCUUGGUAAUCUUUCACUUCGAUAUUGCCUCUCGCAGGGACUGAUCAACGAUUGGUGGAACCUUGCAAGCCGCAAGACAACACUCGAAGCACUUCACAAUCACUGGGACCACGGUACAAGUAUCGUGUCUGCUGCAACUUCUUUCAGCACGUUCGACAAGAUUUCUGCCGCAAAGAUUCUCAUCGCCGCUACGUUUGCAGUCAAUCCAUUGCUGCAACGCGCGUCUCGACCAUACAAUAUGCUCGCGGUCGCGAACGUGACCGUGCCUUUUCAGCUAGGAAGUAUUGAAUCUUCGUUUCAGUACUUGAAUUUCGGACCGAGCACAUUCUACAGCGAUGCACUCUCACCACCUAUGGUCGAAAUUAUGCGAAACUACACCAAUCGGACUCCCAUCACCAAUCAAUUGGGAGGAUGUCCUGGAAAUUGUACAGGCACAGUAAGAGCUCCUGGGUUCACCUCAAACUGCUCCAGGGAUCAGGAGAACUAUGUAAUCAGACAGCCAAUGCUCGUUCCGGACAAAGUUGUGUUCCAGACAAGUACCGCCUACAACAUGUUGAGCAACGACUCAGAAAUACUCAAUGAGGCCAAUCCCUACCGCUUGAGCCUUCAAGCCUUCUAUGCGUGGACGAAACUCAAAGACGACGACGAUGACGCUCAGCUUAAUGCAUCCAAGCGAAGUUGCCAUGGUGUCUCAACUUCGGUUAUGUGCGUUAUGGCUCCCGUUGUCAUAGAUUACCCGGUUGUGCUUAGCGAUAACAUAACCUCUGUUGCCACACGCCCUUCCCAAGUCAAUGUUGUCCAUACUGAUGUUGAUUCCUACGAUACGAAUAAUCCCCGUCUGGUGCAUGGACUGCUCGGACUGUUCAAAGCUGUCAACAAUAUAGUACAAUCAAAUGUGACCAUGUCAAGUUCCGGAGGGGAACUCCAGUACUCUGGUCAGGGUUCAUUCUCAUAUUUUUACACGACUCAUACGCUGGAUGGGGAUCAGUUCACCUGUGAGGUAAGCGCUGCAGAUCCCACCGACGACAUGCUUGCUAUCUUCAAUGAGGUCAUGUUUCGGACCUCACUGGCAGCUGCGGGUAACUCCUCAAAUAUUUCCCUCGUAACAAACUAUACUAUGAAUGCCACUGAGCUGGUCAUUGUGUACGACUCUCGGUACAAGUAUCUGGUCGCUGCUACCAUCAUCUCCCUGCUGGCAUGCUGCUCUGUACUACCUACAUUUGAUGGCUAUUGGAGGCUGGAUCGACCGUAUUCGUUGAGUCCUAUCGAGAUUGCGAAAGCAUUCGAUGCUCCUUUGCUGCGUUCAUCGGGGAAGGGUACCUCGGAUCUGCCUGUGGAUAAGCUGGUCAAGCAUGUGGGAACUACUCAGGCGCAAUAUGUUGCUAUAACGGACACAGACGGAGAAGAUAUCAAGCUGCGUGAGAGGAAGUUUGCCAUCCCUGGAGAGGCGUGA
This is a messenger RNA of Aureobasidium melanogenum CBS 110374, 1953 nucleotides long. RefSeq lists its product as uncharacterized. The record is from RefSeq and is a predicted model, not a curated record. The coding region runs from base 1 to 1953 and encodes 650 amino acids. NCBI's taxonomy places the organism in Eukaryota, Fungi, Ascomycota, Dothideomycetes, Dothideales, Saccotheciaceae. The transcript has a single exon.